This is a messenger RNA of Rhinichthys klamathensis goyatoka, 3544 nucleotides long. RefSeq lists its product as uncharacterized. The record is from RefSeq and is a predicted model, not a curated record. Gene Ontology annotation, biological process: DNA integration. Gene Ontology annotation, molecular function: nucleic acid binding. NCBI's taxonomy places the organism in Eukaryota, Metazoa, Chordata, Actinopteri, Cypriniformes, Leuciscidae. The transcript is spliced from 15 exons. Bases 1 to 3537 code for a protein of 1178 amino acids.
AUGAUCGACUACUACUCCAACUAUCCUGAGAUGGCUUUGCUCACGAGCACAACAGCAACAGGAAUAGUUAAGCAUAUGAAGUGCAGCUUUGCACGACAUGGCAUUCCAGGGACUGUCGUCUCGGACAAUGGGCCUCAGUAUGCCAGUCAGGAGUUCAAGCAGUUUGCCAGAGAGUAUGGAUUUGAACACAUCACAGUAAGCCCACACUUUCCACAGGCAAAUGGCAAGGCUGAAAAGGGUGUUCAAAUAGUGAAAAGUCUUCUGACAAAGGCAAAAAAGAAUGGUGAGGAUCCUUAUUUGGCUCUGCUGGCUUAUAGAGCAGCACCUCUGGUGAGUGGGAAGUCUCCGGCUGAACUGCUCAUGGGCAGACGACUACAGACACAGAUCCCAACAGUGAAGAAACAAGUCCACACACCUGUGCUGGAGGCCAUGAAAAAAUUAAAGGAAAAACAAAAGAGAUACUUUGAUCGCACAGCAAAAGCAAUGCAACCUCUGCAGGCGGGUGACAGAGUCAGAGGUUUCAACACAGAAAGACAGGACUGGCAGCGCGCUGGAACAGUGCUGAAUGAAGUGGCUCCGAGGUCCUAUGCGGUCCAGACGGACACCGGGGCUCUGGUCAGACGAAACAGGUUGCAGCUACUUAAAACACAGGCCAGCAAUGCAGCUCCUUUAGUAGAGGAGUACAGGGACAAAUUUUUGGGACUGACAAAGUUCCUUGCUCUCUGGAAAACCAUCUGGUAUAUCAACGCAAAUGAAUCUACAACUUCCAGCUCUGAUCCAUGCUAUGAUUAUAACACUCUUGAUGAAUCCUGGAGAGACAUACGGCAAAAGCGAUAUCAGUACUCUGGAUAUGAUGACACCCUUGUUGAAUGGAGUGGCUGGUAUCGGCUGUAUCUGAAUGGAGAAAGUGCCCAGAUGUCUGAGUGGUGUGUGAGUGAUGUGAAAUGUGGUGGUGAAACUGGACUGUAUCUCAACGGUUCUCAUCCAACACUUGAGGAUGGAGUGAUGACCCGUGAAGUCCUGGGAACUUAUUGGAACAGUGAUUGUGGCAGCUACAGAUCUAAUUCCAUCCGAGUCAAAGCCUGUCCAGGAGAUUAUUACAUCUAUGAAUUUGUCAAACCCAUCAUAUCAUCCCUCUGGCCCAUGUACUGUGCAGUUGCUUUCCAAAGAAUCAGCAGUGAUCCCUGCUACAACUAUGAAUCUCUGGAUCGUCCCUGGAGAGCCAAUAAUGAAAGCGGAGAUAACAUUUGUGAUGAACAUUUCACCUGGAAUGGCUGGUACCGGCUUUUCUACUAUGGAAUGGACAUCCGGAUGUCAGAGACCUGUGUUAGUUCAUUCACAUGUAACACAGAAGUCAAUCUGUGGCUCAAUGAUCCUCACCCUCAUAUAGAGGAUGGAGUGGUGAUCAGGGAGGUCUGUGGUAGUUAUCAUUUGGGAGGCUGCUGUGAUUAUAAGACAAAACCCGUCAGAGUGAAAGCGUGCCCAGGCAAUUACUAUGUCUAUGAACUUGUGAAUCCCCAAUUUGGGUGUUCGGGAUACUGCACAGAUGUCAGCACUAUUUCACAGGCGUUUUCCACUACGAGUCAAGAUAUAAUCUCUGGAUCCAAAAUCACAUUGAAUUAUGACCCAUGCAAUAACUACAGCAUACUUGACAACUACUGGAGAGGCACAAUCAUUUACUGGUAUACAAAUGAAUCUGUAAAUAGACAUGAUGACACUCGUGUAGAAUGGGACGGCUGGUAUCGACUCUUCAUUAAUGGAUCAAGUGCUCAGAUGCCUGAGUGGUGUAUGUCUUACAUGUCAUGUGGAGGUUAUAGUGCUCUGUAUCUUGAUGGCUCUCAUCCUCAGCUAGAAGAUGAAGUUGUUACUCGUGAAAUUUAUGGCUCCCGUAAUGAUCAGUGCAGUCGCUACAGAUCCGACCCAAUCCAAGUCAAAGCUUGUCCUGGAAAUUAUUAUGUCUACAAAUUUACCAGGCCGACUCUUUCAAUCCCAGCUCCUGUAUAUUGUGCAGUACCUUUCACCACCCCAAGUGUCGACCCCUGCUACAAAUAUACCAGUCUGGAUCAGCCUUGGAGAUCCACUGACCAUCAUAACUUAGGCAUGUGUGAUUAUAAUGUGGACUGGAAUGGCUGGUACAGGAUGUUCAACAAUGGUCAAAAUACUCAGAUGCCAGAAUCAUGUGUAAAUCAGUACAUGUGUGGCACUUAUUCCCCACUGUGGCUCAAUGGCCCUCACCCACAGCUGGAAGAUGGAGUGGUCACCCGUCAGGUCUGUGUCUCCUCAUGGGAUGGCUGCUGUACUUACAAUUCCCACCCUAUAAGAGUCAAAGCCUGUCCAGGAAAUUACUAUGUUUAUGAGUUUGUCAAGCCAAUAUUUUGCGGAGCUUACUGUGCAGCCUCUACAACAACAGAGACAAUCUCACCUACAGAAUCCAUUACUCCACCAAUCACAACCACUGAUGUGAGAGAUCGCUGUUCUGAACUCAGCUGCUCUGAGGAUGAAUGGUGUGGGAAGAAAAAUGGUGUUUAUGGCUGUUUAUGUCAAGAGGACAAUCAUACACCACAAUCUGGCUCUUUUGAUUUCUCAGAAACCUGUGAAAGCAGCUCUGGCUCUAUAUCUGUGUCUCGCUGUCAGCUCUUUGAGGCUGGUUUUCCAGCUGAUGUCUUACACCUCAAUGAUCCCAGCUGCAAAGGAACGGUCCGGAAUGGCCGAGUGGAAUUCCAUUUUGAUAAUGAUGAACACAUCUGUGGUACUAAUCUUCUGGCUAACGGCACCCACUUCAUCUAUGAAAACUUUAUUCUGGGGACACCGAGGUCAGAAGGUCUCAUCAGCAGUGAGAAAAUCCUGAAGCUUUCUUUCAGCUGUGUUUAUCCUCAAUCACAAACACUUUCCAUGAAUGUGGAAAUCAACCCACUGGAGAGUAUUGUGCACAAGACUCUUCCCGCUGGUGAAGGCAGAUAUCGGGUCCGGAUGAUCCCAUAUGAGGAUGAUGAGUUUACCCGGCCCUUCACUGGUAGAGUGGAUGCAGAGCUCGACCAGGAGAUGCAUGUGGAAGUUCGUGUUGAGGGGGUCGACAGCCGCCAGUUCGCCCUGGUGAUGGACACGUGUUGGGCUACACCUGUGAAUGAUCCCGAUUACAGCCUCCGCUGGGAUCUCAUCCUUUCAGAGUGUCCCAAUCCAAAUGACGACACAGUGGAUCUGCUGCAGAACGGCGUCUCGACAUCCAGCCGUUUCUCUUUUGGGAUGAAUAUCUUCACUGCAAACUCCACUAGGCUUUACCUGCACUGCGCUGUUCACCUUUGCCUUCUGUCAGGCAAUCGCUGCUCAAUGGACUGUGGCUCUGGACACCAGCGGAGAGAGCGCAGGUCUCUGGACUUCCAUGACAGUGCUUCCAUAUCCAUGGGUCCUCUGGUGUUGUCUGAAGGGAACACAGAUAAGUGGGUCCCAGAACAAGUGAAGGCAUCUGAGGCUUCUUGUCUGUGUGGUUCUCUGAUGCUGAUACUUGUUCCUCUGAUGAGUGUCCUCACACACUUUUAGCUUAGUA